This is a messenger RNA of Toxorhynchites rutilus septentrionalis, 2697 nucleotides long. RefSeq lists its product as uncharacterized. Gene Ontology annotation, biological process: DNA integration. Bases 1 to 2697 code for a protein of 898 amino acids. The transcript has a single exon. NCBI's taxonomy places the organism in Eukaryota, Metazoa, Arthropoda, Insecta, Diptera, Culicidae. Gene Ontology annotation, molecular function: nucleic acid binding. The record is from RefSeq and is a predicted model, not a curated record.
AUGCAUCGAGUGUACGACCAUGAGACAGCACCAUCUCCGUCCUAUCAUCUUCCUCACCACUGCGUUGUUCGUGAUGACAGCUCUACAACAAAGUUACGCGUAGUCUUCGACGCGUCUUGUAAAACACCGUCCGGUCCCUCCCUAAACGACGCACUCAUGGUAGGUGCAGUCACCCAAGAGGACAUCAGGUCAAUCAUCAUGCGAUCCCGGAUCCGACCUAUAAUGAUAAUCGCUGACAUCAAACAGAUGUACCGACAGAUACUGGUGGACGAAAAGGAUAUUCCGCUUCAGAGAAUUGUGUGGCGAUUCUCCCCGGACGAUCCUCUCGAGGCCUACGAAUUGAGGACGGUUACCUAUGGGACGGCUAGUGCUCCAUUUCUAGCGACACGUGUCCUUCAACAAUUGGCCGAAGACGAGCGGUACGAGUAUCCACAAGCUGCGACGGUCCUGAAAAGGGAUUUCUAUGUGGACGACUUGUUCUCAGGCGCGGAUUCCGUGCAAGAAGCCAUCACACUUCGGCAGCAGCUUGAGUCCCUUCUCAACAAGGGAGGAUUCCAACUCCGUAAAUGGGCUUCGAAUGAGCCAUCCGUAUUAGAGGAAGUUUCGUUGGACAACCGAGCUCUUCAGGCAUCCGUGGACUUCGAUCGAGAUUCAUGCAUCAAAACCCUAGGCUUACAUUGGGAACCAUCGACGGACAACCUGCGCUACAAGAUCGAACUGCCAAAUGUUUGCGAGGAGAGGCUUACCAAACGCAUAGCUCUCUCCCAGAUUGCGUCACAAUUGUACGAGAAAAUUACUGCGUCUCUUGAACUGUCAGCCGAAACAUUCUUUUGGGUCGAUUCGACGGUGGUACUCAGCUGGUUGAAUUCCACCCCAUCAACAUGGACAACUUUCGUGGCGAACCGUGUUUCAAAAAUUCAACUCGCCACGGUUGGAUGUCAUUUUCAUCAUGUGGCAGGACAACAGAACCCUGCAGACUGCAUCUCGCGUGGGACAACAGCAGAGCUGCUAUUCCUGAAUGAACUUUGGUGGAGCGGACCCUUUUUGUUGCAACAACAUUCCAGCAGUUGGCCAAUCCAGCUGCACAACGAACUGGAACCUUCGGAUGCCCAACUAGAAAUCAGAAAAACACCAGUUGCCUCAGUUCCCGCCAUAGCCGAACCCACGUUCCUGGACUUAUUCGUGGAGAAAUUUUCCAGCUACGAUCGCAUGCUGCGUGUACUCGCUUAUUGUCAACGAUUUCGUCACAACUGUCUCGCCAGGCCACGUCCAAAAAGGUCUAGUCUCAGCUCUGAUGAAGUCUCCAAGGCCGAGAAAACGCUGAUCUCAUUAGUUCAACAACAAUGCUUCAACAGCGACUGGACUAAGCUUCAGCAGGGAAAACCCAUUUCCGCCAAAUCACCUCUACGAUGGUUUCAUCCUUUCCUAGCACCAGAUGGCCUGAUACACAUUGGAGGCAGAUUGGAACGAUCGCAAAAGCCUUUCGAAGUCAAACAUCCAAUUCUUCUACCGUCGUCACAUCGCUUUUCCCUACUGUUGGUUCGAGGUUAUCACCACAAACAUCUUCACGCAGCUACACAACUAUUGCUCACCAUUAUUCGUCUCCGCUUCUGGAUCACAGGAGCCAGAAAGCUUGCGAAAGCUGUGAUUCACAACUGCACGACUUGCUAUAGAGUUCGUCCACAACACGUGGAGCAAUUUAUGUCCGAGCUUCCUGCAUCACGGGUCACCGCGGCGCGGCCAUUUUCCGUCUCAGGAGUGGACUACUGGGGUCCAAUUCUACUCAAGCCAGUCAGUCGAAAGGCAGCUCCACGAAAGGCUUACGUAGCUGUUUUUAUUUGCUUCAGCACAAAAGCAGUACAUCUGGAGCUCGUUCCUGAUUUGAGCACAGCAAAAUUUAUCCAGGCACUUCGCAGGUUCGUCUCACAACGAGGAAUCUGCUCCGAAAUCCACAGCGACAACGGGAGAAAUUUUGUGGGCGCAGCAAACGAGCUUCGUCGUCUAUUCCGCAACGAGCAUCACCAGCAGGCAGUUGAACAAGAAUGCAUGAAGAAUGGAAUACGCUGGUGCUUCAAUCCUCCUAAGGCUUCUAACUUCGGGGGCUUGUGGGAGGCUGCUAUCGCGUCAGCACAGAAGCAUUUCUACCGUAUUCUCGGACCCAACAAACUAGCUGACGACGACAUGCAAACUCUACUCAAGCAGAUCGAGUGUUGCCUGAACUCUAGGCCACUCGUUCCUCUCAGCGACGACCACACCGAUUUCCAACCACUCACUCCCGGACACUUUUUGAUUGGUUCUGCGAUGAAAGCAAUUCCGGACAUGGACCUCACGAAAAUUCCCUCCAAUCGACUUCGACACUGGGAGCACACGCAGAAACUUUUCCAACAUCUGUGGCAGCGAUGGCACAACGAAUAUCUUUCGACGCUUCAACCACGAUCGAAGUGGUGCAAUCCACCUGUAGUCAUCGAGAAAGGUCGCCUGGUGGUUAUAAAGGACGAGAACACUCCUCCUGUGCACUGGCCGACAGGACGAAUCAUCGAACUGCACCCCGGAGCAGACGGGAUCACUCGAGUGGUAACUCUUCAAACACCCAGCGGAAAAUUUGUGCGGCCCGUAUCGAAGAUAUGCUUGCUACCCAUCGCGACAACACAACCAGCAACACCAUCAGAAGAACCAACGAAGACAGCAGAAUUAUAA